Molecule: messenger RNA, 969 nt
Organism: Cladophialophora immunda
Lineage: Eukaryota; Fungi; Ascomycota; Eurotiomycetes; Chaetothyriales; Herpotrichiellaceae
Exons: 1
Coding region: 1-969 (322 amino acids)
Source: RefSeq, a predicted model, not a curated record
AUGGAGCAACACAGUACUCUGCCGACAGUCGAAGGUCCCAUUGUCGGCUUCCGGAGAGGAUAUCCAUUUGCCUCCUACUAUGGAAACAUCAGAUCGAUCGGGUAUGUCGAGGAAGAGUAUUUCAUUAGCGGCACGGCGACGAGGUAUCAGCCGGUAUGCAACCUCACCGAUGAUGGUCGAUGGACUCUCCAAACGACAAACACAAGUGCCUACAGGACUCGGAUUUUGGUGCACCGUCCAACUGACGAGAAGAAGUUCAAUGGGAUCACCGUUCUCGAAUGGAUCAACGUUUCUUUUGGAUACGAGGUUUCGUUCGGGGGCGACACACCGGGUUUGUACGAAGAUGGUGCCGUCUACAUCCUGAUUUCCGCGCAGCCUGUUGGACUUUAUGGCUUACAAGUCGCCAACCCACAGGGAUUGAGGCAGUGGGAUCCGGCACGUUAUGGGGGUCUAUUCAUUCCUGAUGACGCGAUUUCUUACGACAUCUAUACUCAAGUCGCCUGUAUUGUCAACUCUUCUCUUGGACAAAGUAGAAUACUAGGUGGCUUCCAACCCAGCGUCGUCGUCGGUGUGGGUGGUUCUCAGUCCGGGUCACGUCUGUUAUCCUGUGUCAAUGGUGUCCAGCCUCUAGUGGAGGCGUUCGGUGUGCUCAUGCCCUUACUUGCCGCCAGCCACGUCAGCAGCCUCGAUGUUGACCCCCCGGCAACCAAGCAGGGCGGAUCUGAUAUGAAAACGAUUACAAAGAUCCGCACAGACUUGAGCAUCCCUGUUCGUCACCUCUGUGCUUGCCCAAGCUCAAAUGAUAACGCAGAAAUCGAAGGCUACGGGCAAGAAAGGGAACCGCGCGCCGCCUAUGCUCGUCGCACAUCGCGGAGGGUGGAUGAUGGGCGACCAUGCCGUGGAAGAGGGCGUUUGGAGCUACACUGCGCUCAUCCCAGAGCUGUCUCGGAAUGGCUGUUCAGCAUCUAG